AAAAAGGUGAAUAAUUCUAAUGGCCAAACGGGUCCUUAGUUUUACCAUGCAGUUUUUAUUGAUUAAGCGCAUGUGCAAAGAAAAAGAGUGAUCUCUAGGCGUGGCAUAAAUUUUGUUGAAUCUGUUGGAUGUUAGACUUGACCACUAGUUUUAUGCGUGGAAAUCAAAAUAGCCGUCUAUUGAAAUUUUACAGCUAUGAAGGAAGCAAUGCCAAUUGAGGUAGAUAUCUCAUCUGGUGACUCAUCUUCCUCUGAUACAGAUGACCGUAAACCAGAAAGCAAAACGCUGAAAAACAGUAACACCAUUGAUCAACCUGUUUACGACUUUAAUUCUGAAGAUUCGAUGAUCAGAAAAGCAAGAAUGUACCAAGAGUACAUGCAGAUGAUCCCUCUUCCGACAAAGCGUGGCUUUGUUACCCCUUUCACCUCAUGGGCUGGAUUGGCUGCAUCUAUUAAGGAGUUAUAUGGGCAACCCCUGCAUUACCUGACCAAUAUCCAAAUGAAGCAGUGGGAUCAAAAUAGGUUUGGUGCUGAUGAUGAAGACGUCCCAUUAGACACCAUCAUCCAUCCUACCAAAGCUCAAGCAAGCAUCUGGCUUAUUGAAGAUGUUCACAGGCGUUCAACGUCUCCUUAUUACAUUGCUAGACUUUGGCUUGCUGAUCCAAUGUAUCAUGCUCAUGUUGAUCCUAUUUUCCCAAAGCUGCAGAAUUCAUCAAAAUAGAUUCUCUGCCAAUAUAUCUUCAUUGACUUGUUUCAGAUUCGUGAACCUUGUACUUGAAAUCAAUCUCAUCUGCAUCACUCUUCCCGAAACAACUAUUUUAUAUUAAAAAUUGUACAUCA
Lycium barbarum (goji berry) is the source of this 839-nucleotide messenger RNA. Its product is annotated as protein RDM1-like. The coding region runs from base 196 to 720 and encodes 174 amino acids. Gene Ontology annotation, cellular component: nucleus; RNA polymerase V complex. Lineage: Eukaryota; Viridiplantae; Streptophyta; Magnoliopsida; Solanales; Solanaceae. The record is from RefSeq and is a predicted model, not a curated record. The transcript has 3 exons.